This is a messenger RNA of Closterium sp. NIES-65, 744 nucleotides long. The record is from the annotation of a GenBank genome assembly. NCBI's taxonomy places the organism in Eukaryota, Viridiplantae, Streptophyta, Zygnematophyceae, Desmidiales, Closteriaceae.
AUGCCACCGGCGGCGGUGGGCAGGCGCUCAACGGGCACGGGUAGGGCAGGUCCGACGCUCGACGAGUGGCUGCAGGCGCUCGACGGGCGGCUGCAGCGGGGCCGCGGCGGCGGCUACGACGGGGCCGCAAUGGCGGCUGCAGGCACGACGCCGGCUACGGCGGGGCAGAGCCGCGACAGCGGCUACGGCGGGGCCGCAACGGCGGCUGCAGAGGUGACGGCGGCAGGGCAGGGCAGGGGCGGCCGCCCCAAGGGCGGGCGCGGGGCGGGGCAGGGCGCGGGCAGGCCGCAGAUGAGGCAGGGCGAGCAGGGACGGCGCCUAGGGGGUGCCGCGACGAGCAGGGGCGACGCCGCGCGGGUCCCGCAGGGGCGUCGCGACAAGCAGGAGCGGCGCCGCGCGGGUCUCGCAGGGGCGUCGCGACGAGCAGGAGCGGCACCGCGCGGGUCCCGCAGGGGCGUCGCCACGAGCAGGGGCGACGCCCGGGUCCCGAAGGGGCGCCGCGACAAGAAGGAGCGGCGCCGCACGGGUCCCGCAGGGGCGUCACGACGAGCAGGAGCGGCGCCCCACGGGUCCUGGGGCGGCGUCUCGGGGUCCAGGGGCAGCGUCACAGUGUCCAGGGGCAGCGCCGCGGGGUCCAAGGGCGGCUUCAAGGCCCGCCGUCGUGAGCGUAUCGCCGAUUUUCUGUAUGUUUCCUGGCGCCUAGAACAUCCCGGCGAGACUGUGCCGACCCUCGAGUACGUGUAG